This is a messenger RNA of Engraulis encrasicolus (European anchovy), 2684 nucleotides long. Its product is annotated as zinc finger protein 425-like. The transcript has 17 exons. Bases 1 to 2565 code for a protein of 854 amino acids. NCBI's taxonomy places the organism in Eukaryota, Metazoa, Chordata, Actinopteri, Clupeiformes, Engraulidae. The record is from RefSeq and is a predicted model, not a curated record.
AUGGCCGAACUGAAGCUGUCAAUCAAACAGGAGGAACCGUCGGAUGAGGAAGAGGAAGAGGAAGAGGAAGAGGAAGAGGAAGAGGGUGUUGACGAGGAGGAUGAGGAGACAUACGUGGUGAAAAUCAAAAUGGAGGACGAGGAUGAGGCCUACGAUGACGAACUCGCAUCAGAGGUCGAAGAAGAGGAAGACGAGGAUGAAGAGGAAGCGUUUUCUAGCGAUGGGGAGGAGGAGGAAGUGGACCAAGCCUCCAUGUCCGACACGGAUUACGGUCCCCCAACGGCUAUCGACCUGUCCUCCAAAUGGCUACAAAAUAACGACCGGGUGCUGCGGUCUGGGCCCUCGGCAGCUCCUGAGACACUAUUGCCACAGAGCUCGGCCACGACCAAGUUUGAUUUGACGGACGUCCUGCUGCCGCUGCUCUGGUGUUGGGAGUGUAGAGGAGAGUUCAGCACGUCAUGCGACACCAUGUACCACCAGAAGGCUUACCGCUGCCUCAGGUGCAUACGGAGGAAGAGGACCAUGAGGAAGAGGAGGAGGAGGACGACGACGACGAGGAGGGGAGGUAGUCAAGAUGGCGGAGAAGCUAAGGACUUCGGGGACCGUGAAGGGAAAGGCAGCAUCAGUCUAGGUGGCAGCGGUCGCAAACUUGAUGCAUCAGGGGAAGAUAUUCAAGAUGGCCGACAACUUGGCACGUCAGUGGAGGACAAUGGGAAGGGACCUUUGCAAGAUGGCCGACAAACUGAGGCGCCGCACGACAAAUGUGGUGGUGGUGGUGGUGGUGGUGCUGAAGAUGGUGUUGAAGCUACUGUGUCGCAAGACAAACGAACAUGUCAAGAUGGUGGACAAGUUGACACCUCAGUGGAAGACAGUGGGAGCCUUAAAAAUGGUGGACAAACUGAGGCGUCGCCAACAGAUCGGGGAAAGGAGGCGAGCUCGGAGCAGAGAGAGGAAGAAGAAGAUCACUCGACACAGGAGGAAGAGGAAUGUGGAGGCACCCUGUACAUUGACAGCCAGGGUCACACGUCGGCCAGGCACCGGCGGAGAGACAGCCUGGAAGAGGACGACCCUGCAGACGUCUCCAGAGACGAGGACGAGGACGAGGACAGUCAAGACGCCAAGGACGACUCUGAAGACGACGAUGAUGAUGACGAUGACUUUGAUUCUGAAGAGGCCAAGACACUGUAUAAGUCAAUGACGGACUUCAAAAUGCACGCCAUACGAAGACACGGCAUCUUCAACUUCCGCCAAGCCUGCCCCAAAUGUGGAAAGUUCGUGACCCUGGUGGAGAACCUGAGAGGAGACUGGCGCCACUUGUGUGAGAAGCCCAAAGCCAAGAAGACGAACGAGUGUCAACGCUGUGGAGCCCAGUUCCCUAUGCAGGCUAGACUGGACGAGCACAUUCAGCAACAUCACCGCGGAGACACGCCCGAGUGUCCGGAAUGUGGCCGGAAAUUUGUGUACCGGAAGAGCAUGGAGCGCCACAUCACCAUCUUCCACCGCCAUCAAAUGUGGCGCGAGGACGUCGCAGAGCUCGAGGGACAGGAGAAGGGCCGUCGGAGAAGGAGGCGGCGGAAGCCGAAAGGGCCCUCCAUGGAGCCCCCGAUGGUCUGGUGUAGCAAAUGCGACCGGGAGUUCACCAGGAACUGCUUCAAGAUGCGGCACAAGAGGAGGUAUGGCUGUAUUCGAUGUGGGACCAAACACCCUGCCUUGGGGGACACCAGCCAGCCCAACAACGGAACUGGAGAGGGGAACAACAAUAGCAGCGCUGAGCAGGAGUCAUCGAGGGACACACGUACGGACAACCAGGACCCUGAGGUGUGUUUCCAUGACCUGAAGGAGAGCUUUGACUAUCUCCAUGGUUUCCAGAAGCACGCCAAAUUGGAGCACGGGGUGCGAGACUUCCGGGAGCUGUGCCCCGACUGCGGCAAAUUCAUCACGCUCCGAAACCUGGUGAGCGGGGGUCCUCCCCAUGUCUGUGAGCAUAAGUCCCGCCCCAACACCUGCUCCGAGUGCAACAAGGGCUUCGCCAGCGAGAAGGGACUCCUGAGUCACAUGGGCCGCGUCCACUCCGACAAGAGAGUCCCCUACACGAUACGCUGCAUGUUCUGCCUGAAGCGCUUCGCCUACCGGCGGCAGAAGAUCGAACAUGAGAAGGUCCACAUUAACGAGGAGAUGAAGUUCUACUGUCGCCAUUGUCCAAUGAGAUUCUCCGACCUGACGAGCCGCAGCGCCCACCUCAAGUCCCACGGCCGCAUCUACUCCGUAUUCACCUGCAAGGUGUGUGAUCGUACCUUUAAGCAGCAGAAGAAUCUGGAGCGCCACAUGGUGGUCCACACGGGCAUCAAGCCCUACAGGUGCGACUUCUGCGACAAGACCUUCAACCAGGCCGGACACCUCAAGUCACACAUACGGGUGCACACAGGGGAAAAACCGUACCAGUGUCAGCAGUGUGGAGAAGCCUUUAACCACAACGUCAGCCUGAAGAACCACCUGCAGAAGAAACACCCACCCAUCACAGAGGAGGACGUCUGGCGGCCCGGGAGUAGUCUUUUCUCCCAUUGAAACCCAUUAUAAAACAUGGCUAUUGGACUACAAAAAAAUGGCCUCCUCAGUCAGACUAGUGUGAAGCCUUGUAUCCCAUUGAAUUGACAAUGCUGUAAAAGACUCCAAAUGGCCAACAC